UCCCUCGGACACAGCGGAUCACCGAUCUACGGAAAGAGACGAAGAUGUCGACUUGGUCAUGUGAUCAGCUGUGUCCAAUCACAGCUGAUCACAUGGGCCAUGUACACUGAUCAUCAGGGCACUGAUGAUCAGUGUGCCCUGAUGAUCAGUGUGUGGCCCCAGAAGUGCCAGCUGCCAGUGCUGAUCAAUGCCACAUAUCAGUGCCAGUGCACAUCAAUGCCACAUAUCAGUGCCCAUCUGAGCUGCCUUUCAGUGUCACCCUGUCAGUGCCACCUAUCAAUGCCAAUCAGUGCCAUAUAUCAGUGCCCCUUUCAGUGAUGCCCAUCAGUGAUGCCUGUCAGUGCCUCCUCAUCAGCCUCAUCAGUGCA
Staurois parvus is the source of this 368-nucleotide messenger RNA. Lineage: Eukaryota; Metazoa; Chordata; Amphibia; Anura; Ranidae. The record is from the annotation of a GenBank genome assembly.